CGCUACUUGUUUUGCUUUACGUUCAUCGCUUGUUUUGCUUUACUUCAUUCUUUCAUAGAGCGCUCCAUUGCUAAAGAACCCCAUCAUGUCUUCGUUUCAACCAGUUAACCCGAAACCAUUCUUGAAAACUUUGAUAAAUAAAACAGUCAUUGUCAGGUUGAAAUGGAAUAAAACCGAGUAUAAAGGUACUUUGCUUUCAAUAGAUAACUACAUGAACUUGCAAUUAGAUAACACCUAUGAAAUUGUUGUUGAAAACAAUGAAAGAAAGGAAGAAUUGAUUGGGGAAAUCUUCAUUAGAUGUAAUAACGUUUUGUUCAUAAGAGAGGACACCACAAAGAUGGAAGUUACCGAGAACUAAUUGGCCAAUUGAGUCUCCAGCAAGAGAAGUGAUAAUAGUCAGAGUACAGAGAUAUCAUUACAAGUUCAUGAAUAGAUUUAUAUCUCAUGAUGGGUCAGGUGGUAACGUGAUACGUAGUCAUAAGUCAGAUAGCACUGGGUUUAGCACCUACCGGGGCCAGAGACGGUAACCUGGUUACAUACACUUGAUAGUCUUUAUAGUGAAUAAAUUACAUCUUGAU
Molecule: messenger RNA, 578 nt
Organism: Hyphopichia burtonii NRRL Y-1933
Lineage: Eukaryota; Fungi; Ascomycota; Pichiomycetes; Serinales; Debaryomycetaceae
Product: mRNA splicing protein
Exons: 2
Coding region: 86-358 (90 amino acids)
Biological process (GO): mRNA splicing, via spliceosome; spliceosomal snRNP assembly
Cellular component (GO): U1 snRNP; catalytic step 2 spliceosome
Molecular function (GO): RNA binding
Source: RefSeq, a predicted model, not a curated record